This is a messenger RNA of Amaranthus tricolor (Joseph's coat), 3341 nucleotides long. RefSeq names its product ubiquitin carboxyl-terminal hydrolase 5. Lineage: Eukaryota; Viridiplantae; Streptophyta; Magnoliopsida; Caryophyllales; Amaranthaceae. The coding region runs from base 153 to 2918 and encodes 921 amino acids. The record is from RefSeq and is a predicted model, not a curated record. Gene Ontology annotation, molecular function: cysteine-type deubiquitinase activity. The transcript is spliced from 13 exons. Gene Ontology annotation, biological process: protein deubiquitination.
AUUGGAAGUUCAAAAAAAAGAAAAAAUGGCUACAUAUUAAUGCCUUUUUAAUUGUUCAUUGUUAAAUUGUUAAUAAAGUUGGGUGUUUAAGACUCCCAACACUUCAAACAGUCUUUUCUCGGAGAAACACAAGUUUUCUGAGAUUGUCUUUAAUGGCGGAUAUAUCUCGUCGUAGUUAUGGUGGGUUAACGCCGGAAGAAGAGAGGCUGAAGAUACGAGACAUUUCAUUGGCUGCCGAAUCUCAAAGUAAAGAGGGCGAUACUUUCUAUCUCAUUACUCAAAGAUGGUGGCAAAACUGGCUUGAUUAUGUCAAUCAAGAUCAAAUGAGUGUUGGGAGUGAGGGACCUUCUCUGCACUGUGCAGACACUGCAGAUGCUUGUAUAUCAAAAAGGCCAUCAACUAUCGAUAAUAAAAAUCUGAUAUAUGAAUCUGUAUCAAGAGAUAAAAGUGCUGCUGAGCUUCAUGACACUUUGGUGGAAGGCCGUGAUUAUGUCUUGCUGCCCGAGGAUGUUUGGAACCAGCUUUACACUUGGUAUGGAGGGGGGCCAACAUUGGCCAGAAAAGUGGUCAAUUCUGGUCUGAGCCAAACGGAAUUAGCUGUAGAAGUGUAUCCGUUGCGGCUUGAGCUACUUCUUACUCCAAAAGGUGAUCGCACUACCAUAAGAAUAAGCAAAAAGGAAACUAUUAGUGAGCUCCGCAGACGAGUUUGCGAAAUUUUCGAUCUUGAAUCAGAGCAAAUACGCAUGUAUGAUUUUUAUGGGCAGAAGAAACAUGCAUUACCGAUGGAUUUGGACAAAACACUUGAUGAUGCAAACAUACAAAUGGAUCAAGAGAUUCUUGUGGAGGUACUCAAUGAUGUGACGAAUUCUGUGAACAAUAAUGAUUCUUCGGGAAACCAAUUUAAUUCUUUCCUUUUAGAGCCUUCAAAGUCAGGUUUAUCAAUUGCUGGAGGUUUAUCUGCAACAAAAGGUGUAUCUAAAAACUGCAAUUCAGAGGUCUCUCCAGGUCAGCAUCAGGUUUCCCCACUUAGGGAAUCAAAUAAUGUGCAGGAGACAAGUGGUGUUACCACAAGAAGUGCUACUUCUGGUCUCACUGGGCUCCUAAAUCUUGGAAAUACUUGCUUUAUGAAUAGUGCUGUACAAUGCCUUGUUCAUACACCAGAAUUUACUAGAUAUUUUCGGGAAGAUUAUCGUGGAGAGAUAAACUGGCAGAAUCCAAUGGGCAUGGUUGGAGAACUGGCUCUUGCAUUUGGUGAAUUACUUAGAAAACUUUGGGCCCCUGGACGAACACCAAUAUCUCCUCGGCCUUUUAAGGCCAAGCUUGCUCGCUUUGCUCCUCAAUUCAGUGGUUAUAAUCAGCAUGAUUCACAGGAACUCUUGGCAUUUUUGUUGGAUGGUUUGCACGAAGACUUGAAUCGUGUCAAAGAUAAACCUUACGUUCAAUCUAGGGAUGCAGACGGAAGACCUGAUGAAGAAGUCGCUGAUGAGUACUGGGCAAAUCAUAAAGCUCGUAAUGAUUCUAUUAUUGUUGAUGUUUGCCAGGGUCAAUACAAGUCAACUCUGGUUUGCCCUGUGUGUUCCAAAAUUUCUGUCACGUUUGAUCCAUUCAUGUAUCUUUCGUUACCCCUCCAGUCUACUGCUACUCGCCCUUUGACUGUAACUAUCUUCAGCAGUGAUGGGAGUCUGCUGCCAAAUGUUUGCACUGUGACUAUUCCAAAGCAAGGCCGAUGCAGGGAUUUGAUCCAAGCACUAGGUGCUGCUUGUUCAUUGAAGCCUAAUGAGAAGCUUCUACUUGCAGAGAUACAGAAUCAUUUGAUUCACCGUUUUUUUGAAGAUCCUAUGGCAUCAUUGUCCAGCAUAAAAGAUGACGAUCACCUUGCUGCAUACAGGAUCCCUCAGCCAGCAAAAGGAACAAUAUUUCUUCAGUUAAUACACCGUCUUGAAGACAAGGAGACGGUUGAUGGUCAGAUUGUGAAGGGAUGGAAACCCUAUGGAACCCCACUAGUUUCACCUAUCUCAUGUGAUGAUGUAACUACAAGGGGUGAUGUCCAAUCUAUGGUUCGAACACUGCUAUUUCCAUUGUUGAAGCGCAGCGAAAAAACUGCUUUGUCAGCAGAUGACCUAUCAUUAGCAGCUGAUCCAUGUUCUGACACGAGAAGACAAGUAGAUAUCUCUGUAUCUUACACAUCAACAGAAAGCGAGAAUGAUAAAACUUGUGGCUUAUUGAAAUUGCCUCUGCAAUUGGUAGAUGAAAAUAAUGCAUGUAUUGACCUAUCUGUAGGAGAAGAGAAACCUGUCAUUAUUUCCUCCUCAUCAAAAUCUCUAUUAGUGUUUAUCAAUUGGUCUAAAGAACUCCAGGAGAAAUAUGAUACAUCUUACUUGGAAAAUUUGCCUGAAGUCUGCAAAAAUGGACUUCCAGCUAAGAAAGCUCGGACAGAACCAUUGUCCUUAUAUAGCUGUCUAGAAGCUUUUCUGCGUGAAGAGCCUCUAGUCUCUGAACCAGAUAUGUGGAAAUGUCCUCAGUGUGAAGAGCGGCGGCAAGCUAGCAAGAAGCUUGAUUUAUGGAGGCUUCCAAAAGUUCUCGUCAUCCAUCUAAAACGGUUCUCAUAUAACAGAUCAAUCAAGCACAAAUUAGAUACAUAUGUCAACUUCCCUAUUUAUGAUCUUGACCUAACAAAGUAUAUUGCAAACAAGAACAGCUUGGAUCCCCAGCUUUAUGAACUCUAUGCUUUGAUCAAUCACUACGGGGGCAUGGGUAGUGGGCACUACACUGCACACAUCAAACUCCUAGACGAGAACCGGUGGUACAGCUUUGAUGAUAACCAUAUAUCAUCCGUCAGUGAAGAAGAUGUGAAGACCAACGCUGCUUAUGUACUAUUUUACCGUAGGAAAAAGGAUUAUGCUUCUGAAAGCAAAUAACUAUCUGAACCAAUGAUACAAACUUAUCCUCAUAUAGAUUGAAAGGUGCACCCGAGUUUAUAUCUUUUUGGAUGACUUGGUAUAGUAUAAUUUUGUAUCUCCAGAUCUUGUGUUACAUUCGGAGUAUUCCAUGCACUACAGAUAAUGUUCGCUCAUAUUAUAGAAGAUUGGGUUUAGUAUUCUUGUAGAGAAUUAGUUUGUGUAACAAGUCAUUGGAGCUAACUUCACUUCAAAUGUAGUUUUGCCAACAUUUCUUAGUCAUUUCUUUUGUAGGAGGUUGUUGCUCAUGUAAUUAUAUUUAUAUGGAAUAUGGACUCAUAUUCUAUGUAGCUCUUUGAUUUUUUGAGUCUAAUUUUAGAUUUGUAAAUGUGUUUGUGCACAUAUUCGUAUUUAAUUUCUAACAAAAUUAAUAACUUAUUCCCU